CUCUACAUAGGGGUGAAAGGUCAUGCGAAAUGUUUCUACUUCCUUUCCUGUUAGCGGCAGCCAUUGAGCACUACUAAAAUGGGCAAGUUCAUGAAACCCGGGAAGGUGGUGAUGGUGCUGGCUGGACGCUACGCUGGUCGCAAGGCGGUCAUCGUGAAGAAUAUCGAUGAUGGCACUGCGGACCGCCCAUACAGCCAUGCCUUGGUGUCCGGCAUUGACCGUUAUCCCCGCAAAGUGACCACGAAGAUGAGCAAGAAGAAGGUUGCCAAGAGGUCGAAGAUGAAGGCUUUCGUGAAGGUGUUCAACUACAACCAUCUGAUGCCCACCAGGUACUCUGUCGAUAUCCCCUUCGACAAAACUGUUGUCAAUAAGGAUGUCUUCAGGGACCCUGCCCUAAAACGCAAAGCCAGGCGGGAGGCCAAGGUCAAAUUUGAGGAGAGGUACAAGACGGGCAAGAAUAAGUGGUUCUUCCAGAAGCUCAGAUUCUGAUUUGGCAUCUGCAUCAAUAAUAAAAUUGUAAAAUAAAA
Messenger RNA from Brienomyrus brachyistius, 527 nucleotides. RefSeq names its product ribosomal protein L27 (gene rpl27). The record is from RefSeq and is a predicted model, not a curated record. Bases 79 to 489 code for a protein of 136 amino acids. Gene Ontology annotation, cellular component: cytosolic large ribosomal subunit; ribosome. The transcript is spliced from 5 exons. Gene Ontology annotation, molecular function: structural constituent of ribosome. Lineage: Eukaryota; Metazoa; Chordata; Actinopteri; Osteoglossiformes; Mormyridae. Gene Ontology annotation, biological process: translation.